AUCACGUGUCCAACCCGGAAGUCACAACUGACAGUUCACAACUUUUGAGUGCAUGUGCGGGGAAAGAUAUGUUUUUUGGACUCUCUGCUGUGUGCUUAUUUUUCUGCUUCAAGAACAGACAUUAAGUCACAGCAUGGCGUCACUGGCAGCUUCAAACACCAAUUUCUCCCUUGAGCUCUUCAAGAAAGUCACGGAGAACAACAAGGCUGGCAAUGUCUUCUACUCGCCACUUAGUAUUUCCUCUGCACUGGCCAUGGUCUGUCUUGGGGCUAAGGGAAAUACCUCAACUCAGAUGCAUGAGGUCCUGUCUUUUAACAAAGAACUGAAAGUGGUAUCGCAUGAGAGGCCAAACCCUGUGUGUAACAAGGGUCGACAGCACAUGGAGCAGCAGAGGGUCCAGAAACCUCAGCUUCCAGCAGCACUCAAGGGUGCCCUGAAGUCUCUCAGCCUGCACAAAGCUGAUGGUGAUGUCCAUGUUGGCUUCAACAAGCUCUUUGCUGAGCUCAACAAAGCAGACGCCCCAUACGCACUGAGCCUGGCUAAUCGCCUCUAUGGAGAGCAGUCCUACCAGUUUGUUGAGAAAUUCCUUGCUGACACGAAGACACACUACCUGGCAGAGUUGGAGGCUGUCGACUUCAAGGCAAAUGCAGAGGCAGCACGAGUGAACAUCAACAAAUGGGUUGAAGCAAAGACCCAGGAUAAAAUCAAGGAUCUACUGGCUGAAGGGGUUCUGGAUGACAAAACUAGACUUGUUUUAGUAAAUGCCAUCUACUUCAAAGGCAGCUGGGAGAAGAAAUUCGACAGUGCUCGCACCCAGGAGGUUCCAUUUAAACUUAAUAAGAAUGAAACUAAGCCUGUGCAGAUGAUGCAACAGAAGGCCAAGUUCCCGUUUACCUACAUCUCUGAUGUCAACAGCCAGAUUCUAGAACUCCCCUACGUGGGCAAAGAUCUGAGCAUGCUCGUAAUGCUGCCCAAUGAAGUGGAUGGAUUGGAGAAGCUGGAGCAGUCUCUUACAUACGAUAACUUUGUGGAGUGGACCAAGCCGGAUAUGAUGGACACGGUGGAGGUGGUAGUGGGCCUCCCAAAGUUCAAGCUGGAGGAGACCUACGACCUCAAGCAGAUCCUGGUCAACAUGGGCAUGACGGAUGCCUUUGAUCACCACAAGUGCGACUUCUCCGGCAUGUCGCCCUGCGACGACCUCGUGCUGUCCAAGGUGGUGCACAAGUCGUUCGUGGAGGUGAACGAAGAGGGCACGGAAGCGGCGGCUGCAACGGCUGCCAUCAUGAUGAUGCGCUGCGCCAUGAUGCCGCCGGAGAAGUUCAUGGCAGACCACCCCUUCCUCUUCUUCAUCCGACACAACCCCACACAGAGCAUCCUCUUCUACGGCCGCUACUCUUCCCCCUAGACUCACCACCACCACCACCACCAUCAGCAUCAUCAUCAACAUCACCACCAUCAUCAGCAGCAGCAGUAGCUAUGUUUACAUGGACGUUUUUAAUGAAUAAUAACUACUCAAUCAGAAUAUCCACGUACUUACAGUAUAAACACCUUGAUCUGAAUAAAUACAUCUGAAUAAAUACAUUACAUAUAUAUUCCAAUGGGUUGGAGGGUUACAUUUGUAACAUGGAUGUGAUCGGCUACUAACUACUGUAAUGGCUAUACUAUACCUGCCUGUGACAGGCUUUUUGAGCAUCUUGUGUCAUUUUUCUAACUCAUAUAAACACUGCACUUGGAUCAGACAAUCAGAUUACAUUCAUUCCCGGGAAAAAAUGUCCAUGUAAACAUAGCAUGUGCCAGACCAAAAACCAGAGCUUGGAGUGUGUUCAUCAAAUGAACAGAAGGACACAUUGCCUAGGUGGCUUUACAAAAGACGUCUGAAUGCAGAACAUUACGGAAGAAUAAUUGGAAUAUGAAGUGAAAUGGAAAAUUUGUAUAUUUAUUAAAAACAAAAGGAGCACAGUCUUUGUGUGUUCACUUGUAACCUAAGGCCUUAUUACAGUUACAUUUUCCUUUUCAAUGCACUAGAGAUAUGGGCAGUACAUCUACCAAGUGCUUUAAACUUUCUGAAAACAUUGCUGUAUUGUCGCUAUCAAGGUUAUUGUAACAUAAGCACUUUCAAAGAUAAAUAAAUCACUGUCUCUCUUU
Messenger RNA from Engraulis encrasicolus (European anchovy), 2145 nucleotides. RefSeq names its product leukocyte elastase inhibitor-like. Bases 53 to 1405 code for a protein of 450 amino acids. NCBI's taxonomy places the organism in Eukaryota, Metazoa, Chordata, Actinopteri, Clupeiformes, Engraulidae. Gene Ontology annotation, molecular function: serine-type endopeptidase inhibitor activity. The transcript is spliced from 9 exons. The record is from RefSeq and is a predicted model, not a curated record.